Anopheles gambiae (African malaria mosquito) is the source of this 1294-nucleotide messenger RNA. RefSeq lists its product as uncharacterized. The coding region runs from base 152 to 880 and encodes 242 amino acids. Lineage: Eukaryota; Metazoa; Arthropoda; Insecta; Diptera; Culicidae. The transcript has 2 exons. The record is from RefSeq and is a predicted model, not a curated record.
CCUCAGUUGCAGCUUGGUUAUCAUCAGUAAAACAUCCUUUCAUACCAGCAGUGCUUACAGUGUAGUACCAGAAUCAGUGUGCGUUAACGAGUUUCGCGUGUAUAAGUGUAUCUGAAAGUGCAUUACGCACUUUUAAAGCUAGCAAAACAAAAUGUGCAACCGAACCAUCAUUGCGGAGCUCCUGCUCGUUGUCGCACUGGCGACAUCCGCUUUUGGUGCUACGGGAGGAUGCUCGUGGCGAGCAAGCAGUAGCUGGUUUGGUGGAGAAAUUUGUGUCCUGCAGAAGGUUUACGACGAUUGCCAAGAGACAGCGGACUUUACCGAGUGCCUCAAGCAAAAAGCGGUGACCUCCAUCUCCCGUGCCAUCGAUUCGGAUUCCAUCCAACUGGUGGAUGGAGUAACUCUUGUCAAGCAGAAGAACGUGUCCGCUGACGAGAACUCUGAGAGCACCAUCCUCGGAUUGUCCGAUGCUCGAUCGAUGGAAGGUCUCGGUGAAACGGAUAAGGCACUUGUUCAGAAGAUUGACAAGUUCCUCAAGACCCACACCAUCAGCUUCGAUUUGUCCGAAGCGCGAGGAAGUGGUAACAAAAAGAAUGGCAGCCGCUACGUCAUUGCUGCCCUCCUGACCGCCAUGGGUAUUGCUGGACCUAUUGGUCUGAAGACCCUCGGAGCCAUCGCAUUCAAGGCCCUGGUUAUCAGUAAAGUUGCCCUCACCAUCGCUAGUAUCAUGGCACUGAAGAAGAUCUUCAAGGCCGAUCAUCACGAGGAAACCAGCUUCCAGGUGCACACUGGCCACGACAAUCGCCGAGCCACCUACUUUGUGCGUCCGGUUCGGGCAAACGAUCCCUAUCGGUACUACUAUGAACAACCAGCACAUUAAUCUAAAAUGACCCGAAAUCAUGUGAAUACUUACAACGAUCGUGUUACUGUUAUCAAAAAGUUACGUGUUAUCAAAAGCAAGCUUAACUCCAAGACGCCAAAUGAUGAUAUUGAGUUCAUAUAAUUUAACUACUUUAACACGCCGCUCGAAGCGGCCAAUGUAAUUUCAUUAUCAGACAGACACAUCCCACACCCGGACACUCCAAAUGAUGCCACUAUCAACAGAAUAUUUAAACAUGUGGGAGCCACUACCAUGGUUGCAACAUCCUAGCAUUGAACAUUGAAUUAGUUUAGGUUCAUUGGAAUAUUUAUUUAUUUAUUGAACGGAGACACAAAUUCAGGUUUUUGACAAGACAAGUUUGUUUUGCAGUGUAACGUUAAGAAAGGAAUUGUGCAAUAAAAUCUUUAAAAAGAA